Messenger RNA from Glarea lozoyensis ATCC 20868, 1191 nucleotides. Its product is annotated as carboxyl-terminal proteinase. NCBI's taxonomy places the organism in Eukaryota, Fungi, Ascomycota, Leotiomycetes, Helotiales, Helotiaceae. The record is from RefSeq and is a predicted model, not a curated record. The coding region runs from base 1 to 1191 and encodes 396 amino acids. The transcript has a single exon.
AUGUUACUCCCUUCACAGAAUCAGUUAUUAUCUGCAUUUGCAUUUUCAGCUUUUAUAGUUGACAGUACUGCUACACCUACAAAUCGUGGCAAUCAACAUGUGGAAAAGACCCUAAAGACGCGAGCCGGCUUGAACAUAGUCAAGACGACCACUACCGAUACCCAAACGAUUGACUGGGUCGCUCUUGACUCUCAAGGAAAAAUCGCAGAGCUACCACCACCUCGAACACCGCGAGAGGGACCACGACCUACUGCAGAGCUUGAGCAAGCUGGAGCCGAAUUGGGACCUGCAGGCACUGUUCCAGUGUCCCGCACAAACCUGGACUAUCUUACCAAUGCUCCUAAGAAAGUUUUGCCAGAAAUCCAAUUUUCGAAACGUCAGAAUGCUGGCGUACACUGGUAUUGUCAAGCCAACCAGACAGUGACCAACAUCGGUGGUACCGGCACAUUUAGCAUGUUUGCUCCCUACACACAAAGCGACGCGGAUUUCUCACUGCUACAGACAGCUGUUACCAGACAUGAUGUCAAUAUUCAGGCUGGCAGAUUUCCUCCCUUCCCUGGAACACAAACAGUAGAGGCUGGAUGGAUCAACUGGAAGCAGCAAGUCGCUCAACCACAUCUCUUCACCUACUACACUAGCAAUAACUACGUCCAGGAAGGCAACAACCAAGGUGGAUGGAACACCGACUUCACGGGUUGGGUUCAAGUUGACCCAACGAUCCAUCCUGGCUCAGUUUUCACCCCUCUCAGUAUCGACGGCGGAGCCCAAAACGAUCUCAAAAUCGAGUACAACCUCCACAAAGGCAAUUGGUGGCUUGCGGUAGAGGAUAAGUGGAUAGGAUACUACCCCGGCUCGCUUUUCAGUACCCCAAGCAGUGAUCCAGCAUCGUCGACUCUGGCUGGUGGGUCGGAUACGAUCUACUUUUAUGGCGAGGUCACCAAUAACGAAGAAACCCUUACGACGACGGAUAUGGGCAGUGGCGAGUUUGCUAACAAAGGCUACGGAAAAGCGGGAUAUAUUUUCAAUAUUGCUUAUACGAACCCUCAGAAUGUUAGCAAGCCUUUCAAUGGGCCGUGGAGGGAUUCGGAUACUUCGAGAUAUACGCACGAGUCGCACUUCUUGAGUGGAACAAAGAGAGGGAGUUAUGCAUUCAUAGGGGGACCGGGUGCUGGUGGGAAGAUUGGCGGAUAA